UGUAUAUCCACUUCCUGUAAGACGCCUAUGAAAUUUCUACGAAAUGUCAAGGGAAAAUAUUUAUUGCAUUUGAUAUUGACAGCGUAAUAGUCAUCUAUAUGAAAGAAACCACCAGCUAACCCUAAUAUGGCCUGGGCAAGUAAUCUUCCACAAGAACUUCUUUGUCGUCCAACUGCCUUGGUGUCCCUCACCGGACUAGACGUAACAUACAAUGCUAUCCAUAAACUAAUCUGGGACUCCUUCUUCAAUAACCGUCGAUCUGAUCGUGUCCCACUACAGUUCAAGGUCACUGCUGGAGAUCACGAGUACCCAAAGUGUAGAACUAAUAAGCGCCAGUCUUAUGAGUGGUACAUUCCCAAAGGUGCACUGAAGAAGUCAUGGAUGAACAAACACUUAAAUCAAGUCCCUGCUGUUGUUGUUAUUUUCUUUGACCUAGACUGGGAUGAACACCUCUGGAAGGAGAAGCAGAUGGAGUGUGCCACACGUGUGGAAAUUGUUAGGAACAGCCUUCUCAACAGAGGGACAAAGGUGGCUGUGGUACUUAUCCAGAAAAAUGCUCCCCUGCCCCCUGGGGAGGAUGUAGUGGCUGCAGAGAGGGCCGCCUCACUGUGUAGUGCAUGUGAUCUGUCUGCCAAGCAGCUGUAUGUUCUACCCCACACUGACCAUCUCAUUGGCUACACCAUUAGAUUGGAGAAUGCAUUUUAUGAGUUGGCUCAGAGCUACUAUCAUGGAGAGGCUAGGAAAGUCAAGGCACACAGAGACUUCCUUAACAAAACGACCCACCAGCUUUUGUUUGUUCGGCAUCAGUUUAAGAUAGCGUUCUUCAGUGAACUAAAGCAGGACAGCCACACAGCAUUGAAGCAUUACAAACAGGCAUACGGACAUCUACUAGAAUUGAGGAUGCAUGAUACCAACCUUCUGGAGAUUAAGUCUAUAGCUGGUUUUAUUAACUACAAGAUUUGUCGACUCUCAUUCCAACACAAUGCACCUCUGGACUCCAUUGCUCAGUUCAGGAAGCACAUUGACUUUUUCAAAAGUAAAGUUGGAAUAGCUGAGCUUGCUUUUGAACACAGUGCCUGGAUGUCGAAACAGUUUCAGGUAUUUGGAGAUCUGUUUGAUGAGGCUAUCAAGCUAGGUCUAACGGCUAUUCAGACCCAACACCCUGGCUUUUACUAUCAACAGGCUGCUAAUCACGCUGUCAACAGGAAACAGCUCUGUCGCAGAUUCUGUAAGCCCCUGACACAGUUGGUCCACCCAGAUCCUCUAGAGUUUUUGGACAACUUGGAUUUUUAUGGCCAAAGGCCAUGGCGUCAAGGACACCAGACUGGCAUUGAUCCACCUGACAUGCAAAGGGAAAGAGAUGGAAUCGCUGCUCUUCAGAACAUGGAGAUACAAGUUGAUCACUCUUGGAUCAUCAUCCCCCUAUUGAACAGUGCUGUAGCUCAGUUUAAGAAAUACAAGUCACCAAGGAUGAAGCGAUACCUAAUGGUACAGAUGGGGGAGGAAUAUUUCCAUGCCAAAGAUUACAACAAAGCUCUCAUGCUACUAAACAAGGUGAUGUGGGAUUACCGAGGGGAGCGAUGGUGGCACCUGUUGGAUUCGAUAUUGGAUAUCUCCCUUAAGUGUGCCUAUCUGACAUGCAAACUCCAGGAGUAUGUCUCAGUCUGUUUGGAGCUUAUUGGUAGCUACAGCAUGCGUUCACCCGAGGAGAAGACAAGGAUACAAAUGAAUCUAAUAAGAGUCAUAUCAAACGACUCUCCGGAACCAGAGCCAGGUUUAGACCCUAUAUGUGUAGACAAUGCUCGACGCCUGUGGAUCAGCUGCUCUACAGAACCCUGUGUAUUCAGUAUAGACAUGCAAAAUAUUGUCCCAUUUGUUGAGUGUAAGGCCUGCUUCAGUACAGAAACAGUAGCUGCUGAUACAGAGGUACAACUGGAAGUCUUCAUAAGAGUGAACUGUCCAUUUCCUGUGAGGUUCAGCAAGCUGUCGGUGUUCCUGAAUAACCAGCAGUAUAACCAGUACUGCCAGGUGGUUGACGGCCAUGAGGUAUCGGCCGGGUCUGAAGCAGACUCAAGGGGUGGAGACCUGUACCUGGUGCCUGGCCAGACAAGGCUCUACACAUUCAACUUCCUCCCAGUGAAGGACGAUGUGGAAACACAACUUGAGAUUUCUUCACUGGUACUGGAGCUUGGAACAGAGGCUGGACGAUGUGCUAUGUUACAGUGGAUGGGAGCUGGAGGACCGGCAGUAUCUCCAGUACAAACAGCACAGUUGCUGUUACCAAGGAAACCAGUCUUACCUGGCUGUCCAAUAGAUUGGGAUGCUGUAGAUGUAAGAGCGACCACAAGAAUUGUUCCACGAAAAGCCAAGUUAGAUGUUCUUAUCCAACAUGAACCACCUUGUCUACUCAACGAGUUUUACCUGUUGAGACUGGAGAUGACUAACAAGGAGGACACGGACAUUGAGGACAUUAGGUUAUCCUUUGGUAUCCAGGGAGACGAGACAGCUAGGGAAUCAGAGCAGACUUCACAUGUGUGUUUGGAGACCCCUGAGUUUGACAAUGUGGUGGAGUAUUGCAGAAAAGAUGUGGCCCUCAAUAAACUGGAAACAGGCAAAAAGCUUUCUCGCUGUUUAUUUGUCAAGAACAUGCAGACUGGUGUUAAGGUCCUAUUUGUCAAGCUGGUAUAUACGGUGGCUGUGUCUAAGAAACAGCAGAUCAUCACCUGUACCUGUGAACACGAAGAGACCAUCACCUUGACAACAGCGACACCCUUUGAAGUGUCAGUAAAACUCAACUCCUUAAAGUUUGAGCAGAUAGAAGCUAUUCAGAUUGAGGAGCCAUUCCUGUUGCUCCCCGAACUCAAAUGUACCUCUCCCUGGCCAGUGGAACUGCAGUCAAGUCAACUCCAAAUGUCUCCCUUUGUACAGAGUGCUGAUGAGGAUGCACCAUCACAACUACAGGGAGUGUGUUUGAAGAAGUCUGAGUGUGCUGCAGAGUGUAUUUGUCUACAGACCAUCCACUGCCUUCAGCCUUCUAUCUCCCUGGGGACGUACACAGUAUACUGGAGAAGACAUACUGAUGAGAGUAAAGAUCUACCCUUUGUGACAACAUCUUUCCCUUUACCCAUUGUAAACACUGAGCACAUUCCGAUCUCUAUGGAGUUGCGUCUUCCGGCAUAUGGAAGUGUAAAGAACCUGCUGCCACUCUCUUACAUCAUAAAUAACCGCACCCCCUAUCCUCAGGAGAUGGAAGUAACUAUGGAGGCCAACGAUAGUUUCAUGUUUUCUGGUAAUAAACAGUUUCAUUUCCGAAUCCUACCAAGCAAAGCCUACAAUCUAACAUAUAACCUGUUUCCACUGGUCGCAGGUCAUGUAGCAUUGCCCAAACUUCAUGUUAACAUGCUACGUUACCAGGGCAACAUAGAUCUCAUCACACAGAAGAUGAUUCCCACUCACGUCUUCAUCAAGGUUGGUACAACGUAUAACUUCAAUCAAUGUUUUGAAGCCCACUGGCAAGACACUGGACUCAUCAGGAUGAGGUGGAGUGCCUUUGGAGGACAAAACAACAAUUAACUAGAUAAACUCAUAAUGUGUUGCAAUUUCUUGCCAGCUUUGACUCAGAUAUAAAGUCAUUGGACAAGGCAUAGUCUGCAUUUUUACAUAUUCAUGUGAAAGAUAACGAAUAUUGCCAGCUUAUCCAUAUCACCACAAAAGCACUUUCUUGUGUAAAAAUCACAUUGCUUGUGUGAUAUAAACAGGGAAUUACGGUACUGCAAUUAUCAUGCUCUUUGUGUCAAUAUGAAUAUUCAUUGCUUAUGUGAUAGAUUCUCUAACUCUUAAUGAUCAUGUUUAGCUGAUAUGAUAUUUAUCAUGCUGGAAUAAUACAUUCAAUGACAUUUUCCCAUGAAUAAUAAAAAAAAUAUUCAAUUUGGUGAAAAUAGGAUAUAAGUAUACGAAUUAAAAUUUUGACAGGAAGCUAGAUAUUUCAAAAAUUGAUGUUUAGAAUUAUCAGUGUGUAAAGUCAAUGAUGUACUGGGCAUGAGAGUAUGUUACAGUAGCAGUCUGUUGUAGUAAUGUAUUAUGAUUUUGUGAUGAAGAGGGACCAGUGCAAUACUUGUUUGAGCAUCUACAUCAUGUCUUCAAAUGCUAAACAUUUGCCUUUUUGUGAUAAAAGGCUUGAAUGCAGAUUAUGGUAAUUUAAAAACUGCUCGAUAUGUUGGUUGUCAAGUAUUAGUCUGCUUAUAAUUGAAUGUCAAAUUUGGAAUUCUGUGACCUUAUUUUAGUUGUGUACAUGUACUAACCCACAUAAAAUAGAUGUGUGAUUGGCCUUUAUUGUACUAGAUAACCAUUUCAUUCCUGCUGAAAUUCAUAAUCAGCACACAUACUAGGAAUUCAAUCAAGACAAUUCAGUGUUAUGUGUAUUUACAUGCAAUUGUGCUUAUGAAGAUAUUAGACAGAAUAUUACAGUUUAUUGUUUUUAUUUAUUUAUAUUUCUAAGAAUUCUGUUGAAAGAAUCUGGAUUUAAAUACCAAGUCUUUAUCAUUAUUACAUAUGUAUAGUGUAGUGAUCCUGUGUAAUGUUAUAAAAAGCAAUGCUAUCUUUCUUUUUGUCUCCUCCUUUUGUAAACAGAAAUUGAAAAAAAAAUGUUGACAUAUAUUUGAAGGCAAAAAUUUGUAUCUAUCCAUUGAUGUCCUAACAAUUAAGAACCAAGGUAUAAGUUUAAACAGUUGUUUUAAAAGAUCCAUUCAAUAUUUUACAAAAGCAUAACAUGAAAGAUAGCAUUAAUUCCUAAGUGGUCUGUUUGUAAUAUUGUAUAAUAGAUGCAAUUAAAAUUCUUCUGUUGUCAAUGUCAAAUUACAAACAAAAUACGAAAUAAAGUGAUUUCUAAUGCUU
Molecule: messenger RNA, 4893 nt
Organism: Pecten maximus
Lineage: Eukaryota; Metazoa; Mollusca; Bivalvia; Pectinida; Pectinidae
Product: trafficking protein particle complex subunit 11-like
Exons: 33
Coding region: 127-3573 (1148 amino acids)
Source: RefSeq, a predicted model, not a curated record